Chiloscyllium plagiosum (whitespotted bambooshark) is the source of this 2466-nucleotide messenger RNA. Lineage: Eukaryota; Metazoa; Chordata; Chondrichthyes; Orectolobiformes; Hemiscylliidae. The record is from RefSeq and is a predicted model, not a curated record.
GUUGGGCGCGUGACUAUUGAACGCCGGGCAUCUGGCUGCUCGCUCCCCCGCCCCGCCCACUCUUCCGAUAACCACUGGUUGCCGCUUAAUAACGUCCCCGCCCUCAACUUGGGCUCUCUGCUCGUAUUGGCUGGCGCCGGCUUGGCUCGCCCACCAUCGAGCUCUGUGUUUCUAUUGGCAGGCGGCCUGGGUCGUGCCCCGUUGCGCGUGAAUAUGGAGCUGCAAUCGGAGGAGGUAGAGGCGGUAGCCGGGCAACCGCAGGCCCCGCUGCGGACCGAUUUCGCCUCGUCCCCCUUCGCUGCCGUUCAACCGAGUAGGAAAGCGGCUGUUAGGACGGAGCCGGCCACUCACAUUGCUGCUGCUACUGCCGCCGCCGGUGGAGGUGGUAGCGGUGCGGUGCCGGCCUAUUGCGGUAGCAGUGCGGGCGGGGACACGGCCACUUUCAUCGGGAGUGUGCCGGUCACCGUCUCCUUGGAGAAUUUUGAUGGUCAGCACAGAAUAGUAUGUGUGACUACAGAUGCUAAUGGAGGAACAUUGUCUUACGUGGGUCAGCUGAAUUCAGAUGUGAAUUUGGAAUUACAGGCUGCAGUAUCUCCACAGCCAUUGCUGCAGCGAGAUGGUGUGAGUGCUAUUUCAACUGGCAACCCGCUGCUUCAGAUUCAUCCGUUGGAUGCAGGAUCACAGCGCCUGCAAAGUGUUAUUUUGGAGGGACAAACAGAAAGAAGUAGCAGUGCAAAGGAAGUUGAGAGUGAUGAACCCAAGAAGAGAAAAGGUGGUUGGCCAAAAGGCAAGAAAAGGAAACCUCAAAAAGAUUUUACUGCACCCCGGGCUCCUACUACAGGGUAUGUGUUAUUCCUGAAUGAACAGAGAGCCAAGCUGAAAAUUGAACAUCCAGAUCUCCCUUUUACAGAGAUUACAAAACUGCUGGGCACUCAGUGGUCACAACUGUCUCAGGAAGGCAAACAGAAGUAUAUUGAUGAAGCAGAAAAAGACAAGCAACGCUAUAUUGAGGAGCUGAAAGCAUACCAAAAUUCAGAGGCAUAUCAAGCUUUCCUGAAAAGAAGAGCAAUGAACAAAGUAAAAAACCUAUGUGGUGUGGAGUCUCUGGAUACUGAAUUUGAAAGUGAAAUGGUUGGAUUGUCAGAAAUUGGUGAUGAAGACGACAAUGGCCUCUAUUGCAAAACAUGUAAUCAGUACUUUAGCUCUUUACAUAAUAAAAAGGAACAUCUUUUUGGAAGACAACAUCUGCAAAAUUUGACAGGAGAUUUUGAGAAAGAGGCAGCUGAGCUCUCCAAACAAGAAACGCAAUUGGGUGAUGACUCAGCAGAUGAUGAUGACCGUACAGAGCUCUCUCAGUUGUGUGGCCUGACGUCAAAGCAUAACUAUACAUCGCUUAAUCUAAGUCUUUUGGAAGAAUAUAUUUUCAAGCAGGUGAAGUUGAGAGAGUUAGAACUUGGUGAACUUGCAAAAUCUUUGGCGCAUGCAAAGGAUGAGUGUGAAAAUUUAAGUACACAGUUGGAAGCAUGGAAGAAUCAAAAGGUAAAGUUGGAAACUGAUCUUGCAAACCUGAAAGCCUAUGGAGCAUCAUUGGACGCACAACUGGACAGUUUAAAAAUGGUUCCAAUGCUCUUUCAAUUCCACAUUCAAAUAAUGGAUAAUGAAAGCAUCCAAAUUGCAACAACCUUUUGUUAAAAGUACAGUGUAUGAAGAAUAAAGAUAUGUUAACUGAUGAAGAAUGGAAACGAUUUUGAAGCAGCGGCUCAGAAAAAUGAUAGAAUGAAAUAUCUUUUACAACACGUGAGUGAAAGUAGUCUUCAUUUGUGGUUUUUCUACAAAUUUGUGAAUGUUUUUUCAUUUAAAUUAUUAGUAAUUAUGUACAGUAUAAUACAUGUACAAUAAUUAUGUACAUUAGUGGAAAACUACUUUGCCUCGUUUUUGAAAUUGUAGAAAUGUGAUUUUUUUUUUGUAAUACUUGUUAUUUGCAGCCAGCUAUUCAAAAUGUUAAUUUUUUGUACACAAUGUACAUGUGUAUCAUACAUGCUUUUUAAUGUAAAUUGGCUACUAAUUUUUGAAGCAUAUAUUAUGCUGACUUGCAAGAUUACUUCCAGUUGGUAAUGCACAUUAUAUUGAACAUAAUUGUUCUUGGUGCAAACACAGAAGGCGAGAUUGCCAGUAAAUAGCCAUUGUCUAAUACAUCGGUUAGUUGGUGCUAUGUUAGUGAGACUAAUGAAUUGCACUUUCAUAUAUGGGUCAUAUUGUAGAAUGUGUAUUUUUAAAUAAUGCUUAAGAAAACUAUUAAUCUGUUUUAUAGAUCUAAAGAAAUAUGUUUUGCCAUUUUAAAUGUUUACUAAAUCAUUGAGAACACUGUUUUCUAUAUAGUAUUGCUACAUUGGGACAAAAAAGCACUGUAUAUUUAUUUUUAUUGUGGAAAUACUGUCAAAUCCAAUAAAAAUGUUUUUAAAGGUG